Messenger RNA from Branchiostoma belcheri (Belcher's lancelet), 3972 nucleotides. Its product is annotated as calcium/calmodulin-dependent protein kinase kinase 1-like. Gene Ontology annotation, molecular function: protein kinase activity; ATP binding. Gene Ontology annotation, biological process: CAMKK-AMPK signaling cascade; protein phosphorylation; activation of protein kinase activity. The record is from RefSeq and is a predicted model, not a curated record. Lineage: Eukaryota; Metazoa; Chordata; Leptocardii; Amphioxiformes; Branchiostomatidae. The transcript has 19 exons. The coding region runs from base 471 to 2183 and encodes 570 amino acids.
UGAAUGGUUAAGACGGAAGUAUUUCCGGUCAGCGUCCAUGGCCAUCACAACCACAACACCUGUAAGAGUGAACGUUUAACGUUACAUGUCGCAACGGCGGUCAAGUGGCCAUCCUCAGGACAUGUGGGACAGAGUAUCCGUGCUCUAAUCAACUGGACAUCAGCGUGUCGAAAGCCACGUCCAUGUGUGGAAGCUGUGUACACCUCCAUGGACCAGAGUAUUUUAUGGGAGACGCCGAAGAAAAGUAAUGGGAAACUCGGCCUUCAAGAACGGUGGUCGAGUGAAGCUGGUAGGAACAGCAAACCAGUACAUUGACAAGGUCCGGUUCAGUGAGACAGAUGAACAGUGCAUACCAGACCUAGAACACAUACCAGGUAGAUAGUAACCUUGGAGUUUUGGGGCUAGAGGGAGGAGACCAGAACUCUGUACUAUUGCUUGACUCGGCUCAGCAAAAAGAAUGUCUUCCUGAAAUGUCUGCCAUGAAAGAUCAGACUCCACACGUGUCUGCAAAGGAUUCACAGAUGCACUUGUGCAAGCUGGGCGCAGCAGAUGUGGGAGGGAUAACAGUGAGUGGGGAAGAGGACACAUGGAAAUAUCAAGAAAGUCCCCUUGGACUCAGUAAGAACAUCAACCAGAUGGAAUCAUUAAAAUGUAAGAAAUCUAAUGGCAUCCAGGGGAGUGAGGAAACCAGGGGAUCCCAGACACAAGACGUUCCUGCUAACAAUACAAAACAACAGAACAGCAUUCCUGACCUGGAGAGCCAGGAGAAGGACAUGUUACAUGCCAGCAAUACAGCCAACUUGCCUCUGACCACAGUGCCACCCAGACUUGGCAGGACACAGACUCGCUAUUCCCUUCCUGAAGACAUUGUCUAUGUUCUAGACAAAGUCAAGGAUGCACAGUUGCCUGAUCUACACAGACAACCAUCAGUAGUUGUUACUGACAGUCAGAACAUAGUCUCACAAUCAGGACCACAGGAACCAUCCGGGAAGGAGUGUCUGGAUCGACCCAUCUACCCAACAUUGCCUUACUCACCAUACUCCUCACCCAUGGCUUCACCCAGGCUAUCACACAGGUACCCACGCAGGCCUGCCACCGAGUCCCACAGAGUCAGCAUUAUGGACAAGGAGGACUUCACCCAGCUUAAUCAGUACAGAUUGAAAGAAGAAAUAGGAAAGGGAGCCUAUGGUGUUGUGAAGCUAGCAUAUGAUGAAAAAGAUGACACAAACUAUGCAAUGAAGAUUAUUUCAAAGAAAAAACUCAUCAAAAGAGAUUUUUUCCGCCGCCCCCCCACGCGUGGUGUGGGCAGGCGGGGUGGAGCAGCCCCGGCCAGCAGAGGUCUGCAGCAGAUCUACAAGGAGAUCGCCAUUCUGAAAAAACUGCAUCAUCCUAAUAUAGUUCAUCUGAAGGAGGUGUUAGAUGACCCACAAGAUGACUACCUUUACCUGGUUUUUGAACUAGUUGAAAAGGGCCCUGUGCUGGAGGUCCCCACCAACAACCCUCUGUCUGAAGACCAGGCCAGGCAAUAUUUCCGGGAUGUGCUUCUGGGACUGGAGUAUUUGCAAUAUCAAAAGAUAAUCCAUGGGGAUAUCAAGCCUUCCAACCUGCUGUUGGGUGAUGAUGGACAUGUUAAGAUUGCAGAUUUUGGUGUCAGCAAUGAGUACGAUGGAGUGGAUGCCUUGAUGUCCAGCAGUGUGGGAACUCCUGCCUUCAUGGCACCAGAAACGCUGUCAGAGUCUACUGACAAGUACAGUGGAAAGGGUCUGGAUGUCUGGGCCUUAGGGAUCACUCUGUACUGUUUUGUUUAUGGCCAUUGUCCUUUUGAAGACAGCUCCAUCCUUGCACUCCACACCAAGAUCAGGACUCAGGACCUCACCUUUCCAAACAGGUAUGAUGUGAGUUUGCCUCUGAAGGAGCUGCUGAAGAAGAUGUUGGACAAGGAUCCAAUUUCCCGCGUCACCAUCCCUGAUAUCAAGGUUAACGAGUGGGUGACUGAGAAAGGUUCCGUCACCCUACCCACCGAGGCUGAUAACUGCACCCUGGUUGAAGUCACUGAUGAUGAGGUGACCAACUGUGUGAAACAAGUGUCGCAACUCAACACAUUGAUUUUAGUGAAGAGUAUGUUGAGGAAGCGGUCCUUCUCCAAUCCUUUCAGACAGAGUGAGAACUCGUCAUCACCAUAGUCCAGGGUUCUUCUGAAGGCAGCGAGUUGUUGACUUCUUCUUCAAAUAAGGCCACACCAAUUUAAUUUCUAGGUUAACAGAUUCGCCCGCUUCAUUUUUUCUGAUUUGCAAAUUUAGUAAAAAAUUCAGAAUCAAGUGCAAAAUGCUCAUAUUUUGCCCUGAACAGUUGGAAACCUUUUCUUCCUACUUGUUACAGUUAUUCCAUCUUUCAAUGCAGUGGUAUCAUUAAAAGUUCAAAAUUCAUUGUUUAAAUUUUGAACCAGCCUGGUGUGUUGACUUCAUGGCUCCUAUCGUACCAUUUUGGGCUAUAAUAGGAUGCCAAGGCCUGCUUUUAUUUAUUUUUUUCCCCCGCCUGCUCCAUUAUUUUUCUUUAAAAAUCCGUUAACCAAGAAAUCAAAUUGGUGUGGUCUAAAGGAAUGAUUUUGUCCUAUAUUUGAUUAAGUUACAGUAGAAAUUUUUCAAUUCAUUCACACAAUGAAACAUAUUCAUGCAUAAUGUGGCACACACUGAUAUUUUCAAAGCUGUACAAUGAACUGUUGCUUUGUGUGAUGGAGGAAAGUUAUUUGAUUAAUUUGUCACAGUGUAGAGGGAUAAAUAUGAACUCUUGACACUACAGUGUUUUUAUUUUCACCAGAGUUGAUUUCCAGGUUAAAUUCAUAUUUACCAGCAAAAAAAUAUAUUCUUAACUGCAGUAUUCAAGAGGAUAUAACAAAGACCCUAUUCAACACCAGACUUCACUUAACUGGUUGAAUUCAUAAGUCGGUAUAAUCUGGGUAAAGCCUCUUGAGUUCAUAUCUGGCUUUACAUACUGUACUACAUGUAGUAACCUCUUCAGUGAAAUCCUGUCUGCAAAGUUGGUUGGUCGUCCAACUCCACGUACAGGAAGGCAUGCCACCCUGUUCCCCCCCCCCCCAGCCUUCUUGUCUGCUAUGUACAGUUCCUUAACUUACAACAACAUUGCUGUGUUGUCCUGCCCCCCCCCCCCCCCCCAACCUGAUGAGGGCCUGAUUUUUGCCAUGGCUGAGAUAGUGACUUGGAACCUGUGAGUCUGACGUCCAAAAUUAACCCAUAUAGUGUUCACACCACUUUGUAGACAGAGCAAACCGCUACCGAACCCUUACCCCACCUCCUCAUGAAGUGGUUUUUGAUAAACCAGUUGAAACCUUUAAUCAACCGGUUAAUUUUCAUUCACACCAGCCUAAUUACUAUAUAAACUCAACUUUAUGAAGGGUUUAUUCCCCCGUAUGAAUUCUUCCGGUUUUGUGAAGUCUGGUAUGAAUGGGGGUAAAAAAAAGGGGGUAAAAAGAUUUUCUUAUAUCUUCUGCUGCUCAUUUAGUUUUCUUGCCUUUGGAAAUUUUGGCUUCUGAGAUUCAACUUCAAAGUUACAAAGAUGACAGAACAUGUAUAUGUCAGUUCCAACAGGUGAUUUUGCUUGAUGUUUAUCUUCCUUUCUUCUUAAGGGAAGUAAGAAGUAGAAGUAGAAAUUUUAAAAUUAAGACUAGUAGAUAUGCGUGUAUAGUAAUUUGCUGGCAUACUACCCAAAGCCAAUGUUAGAUUUAGGUAAGACGUAUGCCCCAAAUGUGGCUGGUAUUUGUUUUUUUUAAGUUUCUAAGAAAACACCCAGCUACAUGUAGCACUGCAGUUCUCACUCAUGUACAGUCAGCAGUCCUAGUGUGUUAGGCCGUGUUUAUGUGAAGUCACCCAAGGCGCUUUACAUGUGGUUUACCCCGAAGCCGGUUUCAAGUGGCUCCAUCUGAACGCUCCAAAAUCACAUUGAAAGCACAUCCCA